Molecule: messenger RNA, 4627 nt
Organism: Vitrella brassicaformis
Lineage: Eukaryota; Vitrellaceae
Source: the annotation of a GenBank genome assembly
CGCGCUUUUUACCCUCCCCCUCGAGAGGUAGGGCGUCUGUGCGCACGCAUCGGAGCCAAUAGCGACCAUGACGGCGCUUGAAUGGUUGGACGCGCCUCUGAAGCUGGUGUUCGGCGUCCUCGCCACUGUGACGGUGCUCGUCUGGGCCUUCCCUGUGGAAGCCCUGCUGGCUGGCGGCCGCGACGUGGCCACCAAGCUGUUUGCGAUUCUGCCGCCGGUGCUGUACAUCAUAUGGCAGCUGCGCGAGGCACUCAAGCAUAGGGCCAUCAACGAUGACAAGUUCAGGCAGCGGCGGCAGGCCAAGCCGCUCAGUAGAUGGAUGGCCGGAUUCUGCAAGAAACGGUACCAACUGCACGCACCACACGCAUCAUGCCCAUCGGCGCGGGCUUUGCAUGCACCGUAUGUGCGUCUGUGUGUGCGCAGGUAUCCUGUUCCGAUGAACGGCCGUGCCCUGACGCCGGCUGAGAUCUGCCUGUGGGCCUCAGCCAUCUUCAUCAACGCCCACCUGCUGCUGGUCCCACUGCUGAUUGUCUACGGCACCAAACUGGACAUCGGCAGGACGCCCCGGGACUUCUUUGCCCUUCUAUGUACCACCAUGGGUUUUGCGUGCAUGGUAGGUACACAGAUGCCCUUCUGCUUUGCCCUUCGUCAAUUUUGCUCUUCGUCGAUUUUGGCCUUGGUCAGGUUGAUUUUGGCCUGUUGAUGCUGCCCGCGUGCCGCGAUGGCUUCUUCCUGAGGCUGCUUGGAAUCCCGUACGAGAAAGGUGAGUGAGUCGGUGUCCGGGUAGCUCAGCUCUCGUGCAGGCAUUGGCACUCUUAAGAGGACUCUGACCCUUGUGCUGGUCUGUCUGUGGGGUAUCUAUCAGGCUUGCGUUUCCACAAGGCGCUGGGGUGGGUGGGCAUUUGGUUCGCUUCUCUACAUGGUGGGCAGGGCAGGGCAGCAGCCAGGCAGACAAACAAAGAGAGAAGACAGAUCGAAUCGCCAGUGGUUGGUCUGCGGCUGUGUCAGGGUUCGGCUACUGGGCCGUCUGGCUGUUUGGGUACUCACCGGGAGGCUGGAAGUUUAUGGAAGAACAGGUGAGUGAGCUGAGCUGGAGGAUGCACGCAAGACAGCAGACGAGGAAGCCGAUUGACGCUUGGGUGUCUAUGUGGCUGCAGUUCCCCAUCCACCGUCAUCACUUCCCGAUCCCCAGUCACAUCUACGGCCACCAUGGGCGCCCCAGCCCACACCCGGACGGCCCUCCACUGCCCGCCUGGAUCAACAUGCAAGGCGUCUACAACUUCUGUGGUCUUCUCUCACUCCUAUGCAUGCUCGGCAUCGGUAAGGAUGAAAGCAAAUCGGGAUAUAUGGCAUGGAUGGGCUGAGUCGUGGUCGGGUGAUUGAUUGGUGCGUGUUGUGUGUGUGCGUCUGUCUGUCUGUCUGUCUGUCAGCGUUCACGUCUCUGGAGGUUGUCCGUCGUCACCGGUGGGGUGUGUUCAAGAACACGCACUACCUCUUCCUGCCGGCACUCCUACUGGGCGUCUGCCACAUGCCGGUGGGUGGGUCGGUGGGCGCACAGACCCACACACAGCCACCACCCACACAAUGCACCUUCGGCCAUGCGUGAUGUGUGGUGUCGCGUCAGGUUCAAAUGUGGAUUUGGCUGCCGGGACUUGUCGUCUACGCCGCUGAGAGAACCGCAUCAUGGUAUGUAUGGUGCCAGCCUGCUUGUUCUUGUCUGUCUGUUGUGCUGCACCUCUUCACCAUCAAUGUGUGUAUGCAGGCUUCGAGGCCACACUGACAUCGUCAAGGUGCGCAUCUCAGCGCCUGUGGCGGCCGAUACCAAUGCCGCGUCAGGCACAGCCAAAGAUGGAUCCACAGGUACGGCACCACAAACUCGCCUCGGCACCACACCUGGCUGCGUGGCUGUCUGUCCCUCCCUCAGUGGUGCGUGUGGACGUGCCGGUCGGCCAGCUGAGUCCCCACACGUCAUCCGGGAGCCACUGGGUGUACAUCAACUUUCCUGAAAUGGGCGCCCUCGAGUGGCACCCCUUCAGCAUCGCCUCUUCCCCCGCCCAGGCCAGCGGCCAGGGCUACCUCACACUCUACAUCCGCGAGCUGGGCGACUGGUCGUCCAACCUGGGCAAGUACCUCGCAGAGAAGAAACAAAAGGCCAUCGAAGACGGAACCGAUGUGAGCAAAAUGCACGCCCCUAGUUGUGUCAGUACUGUGUUUGAUUGAUGGGCGGGGCGGAUCGCUGCGUCGAUCAGGUGUUGGUGCCUGCCCGUGUGGACGGUGUGUACGGCCUGAUCAGCGAGGAUUUGUGGAAGUACCCCUCCCUGGUGCUGGUGGCGGGCGGCCUCGGCGUGACUCCCAUGAUCAGCCGACUCACAGAGAUCGUCGCCCAGUGGAAGAAGGCCCAGCGGCCGACCAAGGGCGACGAGGAGAGCGUGACGCCGUCCGAGCACGACCAGCUGCCGAGCGAGCUGCAGUCGCUGCAGCGCAUCAGGUUCGUGUGGGCCGUGCGGCAGCUGACCGACGUAGAAGUCUUCCGGGUGAGAGCGGGGGAAAGAAACCACACCUUUGGGGGGAUGGUAUGGUCAUCUCUGUCUGUUAUGUACUCUGUGUGUGUGUAGCGUGUGCUUGAGGAGGCCAUGGAGGUGCUGCCUUCAGGGCUGUUUGACCUCCAGAUCUACUGGACACGGCCCAAGGAAAACGCACCCCCACCCUCACACAUUCCCGAUGGUACGUACGCAGCAUCGCAACACCCACAUAUACAAUGCAUUGCACACACCACUCCCCCCGGUAUCUCUCUGUGUGUUCCAGACAAGACGGAGUCCAAGUUGGGCGAGACGCUCGCAUCUGAGAGUGCCAAGUGCUCUUCCUACAACCCCACAUCCAUCAAAGCCAUCGCGGCCAAUCAGCUCACCCGUGGUUUCUGCGCCACAUUGGUGGCGGUGCUGACUGCGGUGCUGGGCCUGAUAGCGGCAGUAGGGAGCGACAAGCUGGACCACUAUGUGUGUGCCGCCCGGUGGCGACUCAUGGAGGAGGGCAUGGGCCCGUGGCUCAACGACGUCGACAACAAGUGAGCCAGCAAUAGGCCACAGGAGGGAGGGGGCGUGAGCGAUGUCUCUCCCUCUGUCUCUCCAUGUGUCUGUCUUGUGUGUGUGUGUGUGUGUGUGUGCGUGUGCAGCUGCCGCUGGUAUCCCUAUGUGAUUCAGUUUGUGCUGGUUUUGGUGGCCGGUGUGGUGUCCACUCUCAUCACAUUCGGGCUGGCAUUCAUAUGGAACAUCCCAAAGGUAGGCCGGCCGGCAUGGCGUGCACCGCAGUCAGGUGCCCAUCCUCCCCUGUCCUGUCUGUCUGUCUGUGUCUCAGCGUCGUCGCGCUGGCAAUUGGGUCACACUGACCGAGACAGACCCAUCCCCCCCCUCGGUAGGAGCAGCAGCGGCACAGCAGCAGCAGCAGCAGCCUCAGGCCAGCAGCAACCUCAGCGACCGGUCGGCCCACGGUGCAGCGAGCAGCACACGGAGCGGCGCCACCCCCACUCCCACCCGCAUCGAGGACUGCAUCCACAAGGGCCGCCCGCCCCUCCCUGACAUACUCGCCGCAACGGUCACCGAGCAGAUGGCCCGCGACGUGCAAAACACCGGCUCGCUCAAGAAGGUGAGGACAGACACAAACACGGCGACAUAGCCAGCCAGCCAGGGAUUCAUGUGUGCGCACUAUCGGUAUGAUGUGUGUGUGCAGGUCAAGUGUCUGGUGUGCGGUCCGAUGUCGUUGGUGGAGGGCGUCAAGGACGCUUGUGCCGCCACAGAGACCUUCAGGCAGUUGAUCACCUACGAGAACGAAGAGUUCGAGCUGUGAUGACUUUUUGGUGUCUCACACGGCAGCGAGAACGCCACACCUACAGUGCAGCAUCACCUCACACACCACCGCACCCACCGGGUGUGUAUGUAUGGCAAUGUGCCAGUUUUGCAUUUUUGAGCCUGUCGGCCGCUGCAUAGCACGGGGGCGGUGCUGUGACAGCGAGUCGCUGUGUGCGUGUGUGUGCGCGUGUAUGUGUGUGUGUGUGACCGGCUAGACUGGUUUGUUUCCCUGUGUGGUAUUUGUUGUUGCGGUCGAUGGUGGGUCACCCUACCUACCUUAACGCUGCUGACGGUGCGGAGGGGGCGACGGACGGCUGGUGUUUUGUACGUGGUAUUCAUCGAACACUGUGUGCGUGUCAGUGUGCUGAGCGGCGCAUGCUGGGGCGAGUGCUGGCCAGCUGGUUCGUCCUCCUCCUCGUUAUCGGCAUUUGACCACUGCAUGGAGAACGAGGUGGUGGGCAGAUCCAGCAAACACCCCCAAAAUGCUAUGUGUGCUGGAGAGAGAGAGAGAGAUAUAGCCGCUCGGUCUAGUGCCUCCACUUGGUGGCUGACGGCUCACAGGGUGGGAGAAGUUGUGUUGGGGUAUGGCAAUACUACGUGCGCGUGUGUGUCCAUCCCAUGGCGGUGCGUGCGAAGCACCAGUGCCCGCCCUCUUGAUGUGUAUUCCGUCUUCCACACACGGACGGACGGUUUGCAGUGGCGGCGGGGCGGUGUGUGGUUCAUGGCUGUGUGUGGACAGUGACAAUUGAGUGAGGCCGAGGACAGCUGAGCUGAAAGCAUUG